AUGGAUGACCUUGACAUGGAAGAGGAUUUUGAUUUCGGGGGCCUGACUCUUGGCGAGUUCCCAAGAAGCAGCACCUCCCACUCAACCGAAGUCCUCCACCUAAGCGACUCUCUCUCAGCAGCCACCCUCUCAGACCAGAGUUCUGCUGCUCAAGCACAACAAGCACAACAAGCACAGGCGGUGUCGACGUCAAGUACGACGCCUUCGACCACCGUAACGGCGCCACCUUCUGGAGAACGAGAGGGACUAACACCCGAUAACGGACCGUGGGCAAAGUUGCCAUCCGUUGAUGCGGGCGACAUCAAUCCGUACUUGCCUGGAGUCACGCCGCAGAAGCUGGACGCCAUGGCCAUGGACCCAUAUCAUAUCUUCAAAUCUGCCCCACCCCAGUCAGGGGAUUCUCCUUUUUCUAUCCCGCCGCCAUCGUCAUCAUCAGCAUCAUUAUCGCAGGAUCAGAAGGACAAGGAUAAGAGUCGGAAACAAGACAAAAGGACCGAUGACGGGGGGAAGAAGGACAAGAUCCCGGAUUGGAUGUUGGCAGACCCAGAACUCAAACCUACCGCCACCGAUCUUGGCUGGUCCACCACAACAACAUCGCAGAAAGACGAUGGGUUGGGUUGGGGGGACCCAGGGACGUUUGGAGGGUUCGGAUAUUCGGGUGCCGAUCUGUCGACGACUGUGGAUUCGAAUGCGCUGUUUGGGUUCUCGUCCUACCCGACCUACGAGACUUUGUCGUUUGCGAACGCGAUUGCGGAGGAACAGCAUCGGAAGCAUACUAUCCUUGCCUCGGGGGGCACCUAUGAUCCCUUUUCUUCCUCUUCUUCGAAUUCUUUAGGAGCUGAUGGUGGAGGGGAGACGCGGACGACGCGGGAAGGCGGAUUUGCGAGGUUCGGAAAUACGGUGAGGGGGGAUGGACAGAUUGCACCCGUGUUUGGACGGCGUCCGUCCUCAUCUUUAGGUUCUGGUUCUUCUGGGAGUGGAGUCGAUGGUGGGUCGGGUAAUGAGCAUGGAUUUACGUGGGAUGACCAGGAUCAAAGGAAGAGUCCGAGUGCUGCUGCUGGUUCUGAACAGCAGGGACAAGUUCAAUGGCAGACGUGGCGGUCGAGAGGUGGACCUACUCAGGGUGUUCAGGAUCUGGAUCAGCUUAUGGAUGAGGAUGAUCUCGAGGAAGAUCCCUUUGAUGGGCCCCAGAUCAAGUAA
Molecule: messenger RNA, 1200 nt
Organism: Linnemannia hyalina
Lineage: Eukaryota; Fungi; Mortierellomycota; Mortierellomycetes; Mortierellales; Mortierellaceae
Source: the annotation of a GenBank genome assembly